Messenger RNA from Phlebotomus papatasi, 1111 nucleotides. It is a transcript of the gene MED19, whose product is annotated as mediator of RNA polymerase II transcription subunit 19. The transcript is spliced from 3 exons. Bases 230 to 934 code for a protein of 234 amino acids. Gene Ontology annotation, molecular function: transcription coregulator activity; transcription factor binding. Gene Ontology annotation, cellular component: mediator complex. NCBI's taxonomy places the organism in Eukaryota, Metazoa, Arthropoda, Insecta, Diptera, Psychodidae. The record is from RefSeq and is a predicted model, not a curated record. Gene Ontology annotation, biological process: positive regulation of transcription by RNA polymerase II.
AAAUCUACAAACAUUUUUUAAUGGGUGAUAGAGUGCAAAUGACAAGGUGAUGUUUGUGCUGGACUUUCUCAAUAUUUUCUCCAUUUUCUGGCACUUUUGAGGCUUUUCCAAACAUUUAUUUUCUGUUAAUUGUGCGUGGUAGAGUGCUGUGUAUAUCGUGGGGGGUUAAUAUUACGGGAAAUUGCUGUGUGAGGGGGUAAAAAUUGAGGGUGUUUGUGGGCCACACGAAAUGUUCAACUAUAUGAUGAACGAUUUUCGGAAGGUGGAAAAUUAUUCGCCAAAAUCAUCACCGCGCGGUGGAAGAUCGCAGGAUUCAUCGGGAACACUCAAGACAACCAUUUCACUAGGAAAAAAUCCAUCAAUAGUACACAGUGGACCAUUCUAUCUCAUGAAGGAGCCACCAAGUGAAUGCGACGUCACUGGGGCCACAAAUCUCAUGUCAUACAACAAUCUCGAGCACUCAUACAGCAAGUACAGUGGCAAGAAGGUCAAGGAGCAACUGUCGUCCUUUCUGCCAAAUCUUCCGGGCGUCAUAGAUGGACCCGGACAAUCGGACAACAGUUCGUUGCGCAGUGUAAUAGACAAGCCACCGAUUGUGGGCAAGGAGCUACUGUCGCUUACCAGUGUCCAGCUGGCUGGCUUCAGGCUCCAUCCGGGCCCACUGCCCGAACAGUACAGAUACUUGAACACAGCACCUGCCAAGAAGCAUAAGAAUAAACACAAGAAACACAAGCACAAAGAUGGACUGGCUCCGCAGGAGACCAUCAUCGAUCCAACUGGCCUGGAUACUCAUGAGAAGAAGCACAAGAAACAGAAGCGUCAUGAGGAUGACAAGGAGCGGAAGAAGCGCAAAAAGGAGAAAAAACGCAAAAAACAGCGACACAGUCCGGAACAUCCGGGCGGUUCGAUUCCGCCACAAACACAAAUCUUCUAGGCGGAAUCUCAUGCACAUUCUCCUCUCCUCCGCUCCAACUUCUCGGCCACCCCUCCGCCCCAUCCAAGCGCGUGUUAUAUUUAUGAGAAGUAGAAAAAAGGACGUCGUAUUUAAUGCAAUUUCUAGUGUUAAGGAAGAAGGAUAGCAAAUGAAUAAAUCUCUUUGUAUUCCACAAAA